CGCGUCCUUCUUUUCAAGGUCCAGGCAAAUUUCGGUGGCAACAGAAUGUGUACCCAGCGGUCUGCCACAGAGCAAGAGGAUCAACACGCGGAUCCGAUCGUGGUGUUUCACUAUCGCGACUCACCCACGUCGUCGACGGCAUCGGUUGAAAUUAUGGUUCGCGGUUCACAACAGACAUCGGACACUCUCGAUUGGUCUCGACUGCAGCGGGAAGCCGCAUUGACUUCCGUUUCCUUGGGCGAGUACGAACCAUCGCUGGAAGGUGGCAAUGCCACGGACUUGUCGCUGCUCUCGACGGGAACGAUCAGUGAUGAUAGUGCUGCGGAUGAGGGUCGUCUGCAGAUCGCUUGGGACGGCACAGAUGAGCACAGUGAAGAUGAAACGGAGUCCGAAUCCGGUCGUUCGACGGUCGUUUCGUUGGCACUGCCCAAUCGACGAUCCUCACGGGCCGCUCCAUACACGAACAGACGGAUGGUGAGCACGUUAAUGCCGAGCAAGACACUGCCGUCGAAGGUCCUCGAGGGUACCAAGUUUCCGAUCGUAUACCACCGGAAUAUGGCACGCACGUUCCCCGAGCAUGAAACGCGCACACCGGAGCAACAGAGGCAGCGACAGCGUAACACGGAGGCAGCUCGGAUUAGCCGUGCCAAGACGAAGCUGUUGGAGCAGCUCAUGGAACGGGAGAUGCAGGAUGUGGCGGCCACCAACACGAACAGGAAACGCAUGGUCGCCUCCCAGCGGGAGUAUGUGAACCGAUUGGCGGAGCUGCUGCACCUUCCCCGGUCAACGAUGAAGCGGAUCGAGAAGCAGCUAUCUGAUGAGGCGAAUCUGCAGGGGAAAUCAUCAAUCGAAAGUAUAAUUUAGUUGUUCAAAUAAAAUGAAUCAAAAAUCAGU
Anopheles darlingi is the source of this 894-nucleotide messenger RNA. RefSeq lists its product as uncharacterized. The transcript is spliced from 2 exons. NCBI's taxonomy places the organism in Eukaryota, Metazoa, Arthropoda, Insecta, Diptera, Culicidae. The record is from RefSeq and is a predicted model, not a curated record. Bases 46 to 864 code for a protein of 272 amino acids.